Molecule: messenger RNA, 351 nt
Organism: Penicillium angulare
Lineage: Eukaryota; Fungi; Ascomycota; Eurotiomycetes; Eurotiales; Aspergillaceae
Exons: 3
Coding region: 1-351 (116 amino acids)
Biological process (GO): mitochondrial respiratory chain complex III assembly
Cellular component (GO): mitochondrial membrane
Source: RefSeq, a predicted model, not a curated record
AUGUCUCGCGCUGGACUGUGGCUGAAGGUCAUUGCAGGCGGUAUCGCUAUCUCUGUCGGAGGGCCUGCAUUUGUUGAAUAUAUCCGACCGACCGACGAGGAACUUGUGAAGCGAUAUAAUCCAGAUCUCCGGAAACGAAGUGAGGAACAAGGCGAUCAAAAAGCGCAGGAAUUUGAUGAAUAUGUGAAAAAGCUCAAGGAGUGGUCUAAGUCUGAUAAGUCAAUCUGGUAUGCCGCGCAAGAAGAGUUGGAUCAAAAACGUGCGAUACUUGAGGCUCAAAAGGCCAAGGCGAAGGAGGAAACACGAAUUCAACGGGAAGAGAUGCGGAAGGAGAUGCUGGGGAAGGAUUGA